AGAAUGCUGAUUAUAUGUUAAAUGAUUGUGAAUUAGAAGAUACUGAUGAUAUGUUAAAUAAUUGUGAAUUAGAAGAUGCUGAUGAUAUUUUAAAUAAUUGUAAACCGGGAGAUGCUGAUGAUAUAUUAAACAAUAGUGAACCGGAAAACUGA
Molecule: messenger RNA, 152 nt
Organism: Racocetra fulgida
Lineage: Eukaryota; Fungi; Glomeromycota; Glomeromycetes; Diversisporales; Gigasporaceae
Source: the annotation of a GenBank genome assembly